Messenger RNA from Fusarium oxysporum Fo47, 1040 nucleotides. RefSeq lists its product as uncharacterized. The record is from RefSeq and is a predicted model, not a curated record. The transcript has a single exon. NCBI's taxonomy places the organism in Eukaryota, Fungi, Ascomycota, Sordariomycetes, Hypocreales, Nectriaceae. The coding region runs from base 13 to 876 and encodes 287 amino acids.
AGAAACACAAAAAUGUUUCAAUUCAUCAAGAAGCUUUUUAAACGACGCAAUGCCGAUCGUGGCGAAUUUCACAAAUUCAGCCAGUUGCCCCAAGAAAUACAGAACAUGAUCUGGGCCUAUGCUCUCUGUGUGGAUGCUCCGCGGGCCUACUUCGUGGACGUCAAAGAUUGGUUUCGCCAGCCAUGGCAAGUGAAAGCAGUACACACUCUCCCAACAAGCCUUGGGGAUUUCCCUCUCCCGCCUGCAUCAAACCCCAACAGCGACUACGGUCUGAUGCGAGUUUGCCGUGCGUCUUGUGAAGAGGUCACUCGAAGCUGGAGUCUUUGGCUGCCACGGGUCCCUGCGCGCAUAGUUCUCGCCAACUCACAUGACGGUGGCAGGAGGGCAAAGGCAUUUAGCAGCCUUUACAUUGAUGCAACCAGUGACUUGGUCUUCAUAGAUAGAUGGUGGCAAGAGCGCCGCUCUGUAAGUUCAUUCCAUGGCGUUACCGAAUUCAUGCUGCCAGGGAACAACCGAUACCAAGGUCUAGAAACUAUCAGAACCGUGGCUGUACCGGUCGACUCCAACCUCGAGAGAAGCUAUAAGCCCCAGUAUCUGAUUCAUCUCAAGGCGUUGUUUCCUGCAUUGCGAACAUUGUACCUAUACCUGCAGCCAAGACUCUUGGUUCCAGCCGAUUCACGCCAACAAGAGAUGCCCAUAAAUUUCCUUGCUCCUGAGUCUCGGAAAGACCAGGUGCCUCCAGCAAGAUUCAGGGCUCGCGGUCGCAUCUUCUACGAGAUCUGUCCCGUGAAGAUGAGAUCAGCCGGACUGCUUGUGCCUAUCUUCGAGGACGAUGUUAUUACCAUCAAGUUUAUGACUUGGCAGUGGAUCCAGUGAGGUCUUCUAUAUCCGUAGGAGAUAUGUACUUGAGCCUUUGGGGAGAUCUGAACUCAGGGGGAGAUAAUGGUUAAUCAGGCUGGCAUUUGGAUCUGAUAUGGUGCAUGUUUAAUGUUCGGCAUUGCAGUAUCGGGCUUCCUAUGGGCGGUGAUGGUGAUUUGAAC